This is a messenger RNA of Pollicipes pollicipes, 750 nucleotides long. RefSeq lists its product as uncharacterized. The record is from RefSeq and is a predicted model, not a curated record. The coding region runs from base 159 to 623 and encodes 154 amino acids. The transcript has 3 exons. Gene Ontology annotation, biological process: positive regulation of voltage-gated potassium channel activity; sleep; regulation of synaptic transmission, cholinergic. NCBI's taxonomy places the organism in Eukaryota, Metazoa, Arthropoda, Thecostraca, Pollicipedomorpha, Pollicipedidae.
ACGUGUUUAUGUGUGAACGGGACACGGUUGGUCUGUGCGGGUUAUGUUUGGAUUACAUUAGUUUCGUAAUUUAACAAUUCACGCGCCAUUUUAUGUUGGCUUCGGCAUCAGUUUGAUGCGUUUAUUUCACCCUCUGCUGUAGACAUACCUGCAUCAUUAUGCAGGCUCUGCUUGUGAGAGUCAUCAGCGCGGUUACUCUGGUGUUUAUCCUGAUGCAAAUAUUUUACCCAGGAUUUGUGACGGGCAUCCAGUGCUGGAAGUGCAACUCGCGGGAGGAUCCCGGCUGCGGCGACCCGUUCGAGAACAACACCUACUACAAGGUCGACUGCGACAAGCAGGACGACCGCAAGCACCUGCCCGGCGUCAAGGCCACCAUGUGCCGCAAGAUCCGGCAGAAGGUGAACGGCAACUGGCGUGUGAUCCGGGACUGUGCGCGGGUCGGCGAGCCCGGCAUCGGCGGCGACGAGCGCUUCUGCCUGCACACGAUGGGCACGUUCGACAUCUACGCCGAAGUCUGCACGUGCGCGCGCAAGGACGGCUGCAACGGCGCCUCCCGGCCCGCCGCCGCCGCCGCCGUAGCUGCGCUGGCGGCGCUCACCGUCGCUCUCGCUGGCGCCCGAUAGAUGGCACGAAGGUCAUGUCCGGUGUCCAGCGCGGUAUAGAUGGCGCUGCAGACGUCCGCCUCGUAUGUCGGACGUCCUACUCUGAAGCCCGGUAACGUCGCGUUCCGCCCCUCCCGCCGUCCCCCCC